Molecule: messenger RNA, 2517 nt
Organism: Phytomonas sp. EM1
Lineage: Eukaryota; Euglenozoa; Kinetoplastea; Trypanosomatida; Trypanosomatidae
Source: the annotation of a GenBank genome assembly
AUGUCGGCUGUUAUCGAAAGGCUGCCUCCCAUUAGCUUCACGCGAAGGGACCUUACCAGCAGCUCCGUCGCUGAACAACGCUGUAUGCUGGUGUAUCCAAGGGGAGCGAAGAGUAAACAGCGCAUCGCUAUGGGUGAUCGUACGGGUGCCCUUAGCGCAUUCUCUAUAGGAAAGCAGGGGAAACGAGUUGACGUGUUCACCUCCUGCGAAAAUGGUGAUGACGGGGAGAGGCCAGCUGUGAGCUGUAUGACCCUGUUUGGUGAUCAGCUUUUUUGCAUCUGCGGUAGUGUGCUGAGUGCUUACACGCGCAAAGGCACACGCUUUUUUACGACCGAUACCAACGCCACAGAGAAGAUUCAUUCACUUUACGUAUCAACACCAUUUUUCUUCGUUGCCGGUGACUUUAUGGUGACUGCCUUCCAGGAAACCAAAGAGUUGGGCUUCUUUAUAUCGCCGGAUCGAGUGCAUGAUAUGACAGCGUUCAUCAGCGCGGUUGCCCUGGAAAGGCCUGAGAAAGUGUUAGAAGAUUACAUCUGCUGUCUUGCCUGCAACGACCGUGUCCUUCGGUUGGUGCAGAACAACCAACUCAUCGAAGAGGUUCGGUGUGAGGCGCCUAUCACGGUCCUACACGUGGAUGCGGAGCGCCGACAGCUAUACUACGGCACGAAGUUCGGCUCGAUUGCUGUGUUUGAUAUACUGCCAAGAAACUCAUUGAGACGCUGUUAUAGUUACUUGCCCUCACACGCAGAGGUUCAAUCUCAUAUUACGUGUCUUUCGGUAUUCGAUGUGAAUGCAGACAACAAAAAAGAGAUUUUGGUGGGCUACGAGGAUGGCGCCGUGCGGGUGUUUGGCACGCUCGUGCAGACCUGCAACGACGGCGAUACCGCCGGCAAUGUACCUGGCAGGGGCGGGAUGGCCAACGCGGGCGGCCUUCACCCCCUCUGGUCUGGUGUAGUUGGGGAAAAGGUAAUGAGUAUUGCGGGCGGCAUCGUCACGACGUCCGUGGCACAACCCGAUUUGCUGGUUCACGUCUUUAGUGGUUUGCUGAUUUCCUUCGUACUCGAUGGCCCGGAGGUGGCUGGCGCCGAUGAGGAGGCCGCUUUACGGCGCAUGCAGCAGCGUAACGACCUCAUCUCCAAGAAGAACGAAACUGAAGCCGCGAUUGCCCAACUUCAGGCCCAAAUUCUGAGCAGCUCGAAGGAACUGGCUCGUCGGACAGGAGCUGCGAAGAAAAAGUCCCCGCUGGUAGCCGUCGCCUCAACCUUCAACGCACAGGUCCGCCUUAAUCCACUAAAGCACAGCUCCAUGCUAUCACUUGUGGUGGAUGCGGAUGUGCCGAUUGAGCAUGCUGUAUUGCGCGGCAGCUCAACGAUCACAUUUGUAGGAACGGAGACCACGCAAGUCAUUCCGCAGACCUCCCUCGCCAAUCGUUGUGGCCGCGACGGGGUGGAGGUGGGGCGUGCCGGUAUACCCUCAACGGGCAAAACGCGUUCCCUGGCCCUCGCCAGGCCUUGGUCGGAGAACCUUAACACGAAAGGUGGUCGCCGGUUAGAGGUGCACCUUUGGCCAGAUGAAGACCAGGGCGAUAGGAUAUCGGUCACUUUGUACGCCAACCCAGCACCGCGUACGGCUCAGGUGAAGACGGUCUUGCUAUGCGCUUUACCGCUUUACGCGCGCGUCAGCAGGCUUGCGGACGCGAUGGCGGUGUUUCCGUCGGAACAGGGAGUGGCAGCACUUUACCUUUCAAAGGUUUUGGUGCAGGGGCAAUUUAAGGUCAACCACGUGUUCAAUUGGCUUGCACAGCUCCUACCAGACAUGUCUGAGGUUUAUCAAGGGGGCUACAACAUUGAUGAAAAGUGUCGAUAUACUUACUACUUUACGAGUGAAUUUCUUAACUCGUUACUAAUAGUGGAUUUGACAGAUCGAGCAGUCACUUUUACCAGUGAUUCACUCACUGCGUUAAGUGCUAUCAAACGCUUCAUGGUCCGUCAAGCGGCAUCUGAACAGCUUAUCGUGAGUUUAGAGGAUACCAUUCGCUUCAACUCCGCGAUGCGGUGCCUUAGCCAUAUGGAACCCAUGAUCUUACGUUGCGCGGAGGUGGCCAAAAAUAACAAGCUCUUAAAGGGGCUCCAGGAGCUGCAAAGCGAUGAGUCGGAUCUCGAUUACCUUCCUGAUCACCUCCAACAAAUCCUGCACGAUGCGGAUGGCCUUCAGACCGGGGCCAAAGCGCUGCCACAGGACGAAGCUUACCUAAAGCGAAGCGUAGUAGCUCUGUAUAAGAGCCUUGUGGAUUUCACCCAACACACUACUCCACUCACCAGUGAGCUGCAGCGACAGUUGGAGGAGGCCUGUUGCUGGCCAAAUUCCUCUUAUGACUUGUUAGUGCACCUAUUUUUCCCAAAAGAUGAGCACAUACGGGAGAAGGCACAGCUGAUGCCUGAAAUGGCACAGAAUGCGGGUGAGUUGGAAGACAACGGAAGCAAUGAUGUGUCACAGGACGACUCCGGUACUGUGUGA